Messenger RNA from Elaeis guineensis (African oil palm), 1919 nucleotides. RefSeq names its product geraniol 8-hydroxylase. Gene Ontology annotation, molecular function: iron ion binding; oxidoreductase activity, acting on paired donors, with incorporation or reduction of molecular oxygen; heme binding. The record is from RefSeq and is a predicted model, not a curated record. Lineage: Eukaryota; Viridiplantae; Streptophyta; Magnoliopsida; Arecales; Arecaceae.
UGCGAAAGAACAUCGAUGUUCCUGCGCAAAACUUACAACCCAAAGCCAAAAGCAGGAAGGAUCUUCUUUUGCCGGCGUGGGCAUGGAGCCAACCCUUUGGUGCCUCUGUCUCGCUCUCACCCUCUCUCUCCUCUAUCUCCUCGCAACCACAAGAGGGAAGCACUCCCGCAACAGCCGCCUCCCCCCUGGCCCGACCCCGCUCCCUCUCUUUGGAAGCCUAUUCGAACUCGGCCGCGAUCCCCACCGCUCCCUGGCUCGCCUUGCCAAGACUCAUGGCCCCGUAAUGUCUCUCAGGCUCGGCCUCGUCACCACCGUUGUCGUCUCCUCGCCCGACGCCGCCCGAGAGGCCCUCCAGAAGAAGGACCCCGACCUCGCCUCCCGCUGUGUCCCUGACGCCAUCCAAGUCCCUGGCCACUACGAGGCCUCACUGAUAUGGAACCCCCACAACCAGCUAUGGAAAAACCUCCGCGCCAUCAUCAAGUCGCAUCUUUUCACCACUCGAAGGCUGGAUGCCACCCAAAGCCUCCGGCGCCAAAAAGUUCAGCAGCUCGUCGGAUACGUGCGGUGCCAUGCCGGGCAGGCCGUCGACAUCGGCCAGGCCGCUUUUGCUACCUCGCUUAAUGUAAUAACGAGCACGUUUUUCUCCGUCGAUCUUGUUGACCUCGACUCGGACAGAGCCGGAGACUUCAUGGAUAUCGUGUCAGCAAUCAUGGAAGAAGUUGGAAGGCCGAACCUAUCAGACUUCUUUCCGCUGCUCAGAGUGAUUGACCCGCAAGGCCUGAGGCGUCGAGUGACCGCACACCUUGGAAAGCUAUACAAACUCUUCGACCAGAUGAUAGAUAGCCGCCUGGAGGGCGUGAUGACGGAUCGCAAAACAAACAACACACGACACGACUUCUUAGACGAACUUGUCCAUCUCCACAUCCAAGAAGACGACACCAGGCUGGACAGACAGACAAUCAAAACUUUACUUGUGGACAUGUUUCUUGCUGGGAGCGACACGAGCUCGAACACCGUGCAAUGGGCCAUGGCGGAGUUGCUCCGGAACCCCAGCAGCAUGGCCAAAGCCCAAGCGGAGCUUGCCAAAGGAAUUGGCUAUCAAAGAGAAGUAGAGGAAUCGGACAUUGCUGGGCUGCCGUUCCUCCAAGCAGUGGUGAAGGAGACCCUCCGGCUUCACCCGCCGGUCCCGCUCUUGCUGCCUCACAAGGCCGAGACAAACGUGGAGCUGGGUGGGUAUGCCGUUCCAAAGGGCACACGGGUGCUGGUGAAUGCGUGGGCGAUUGGUCACGACGGCGACGUGUGGGAGGAUCCGGAGUCGUUUAAGCCCGAGAGGUUCUUGGAGAGUGAUGUGGAUUUCCGGGGCGGAGAUUUCGAGCUGAUCCCGUUCGGGUCUGGCCGCCGUCUUUGCCCCGGGAUGCCGCUGGCGUUUCGGACGGUGCACCUGAUGCUGGGCUCGCUGCUGCAAUCCUUCGACUGGAAGCUGCCGGAGGGGAUGCAACCGAGCGAUGUGGACAUCACGGAGAAGUUUGGUGUCACACUGGCUUUGGCUGCGCCUCUUCGGGCUGUGGCCGUGCCGACAGAGUACGCAAGAACAAGUGACAAAUAGUUGGUGCAGGGAAGUUGAACGACGCUUAAUAACAUCUCCAGAAAUUAAACUGCUUUCCCUUUAUAUAUUAUUACUUUUUGAUUCGAAUUCAUGAUAUUACUUCUAAUAACAUCUUUAUUGUCCUUCUGUAGUAAAAUUCGGGUGGUUGUGCCUCCCUUUUCCUCUAUGUUGUUUUUUUGAUGAAAAUGGGAGGCUAAUCACCAUCCAGACCUUAUCCUCUAUGUUGUUUUCAGGAUGUUAGAUCUGAUAAUAUUUGGCCUUUGUAUGCAAUGCAAAAUGUGUGACGGUUCUUCCAAACCGGAAGUUUACACUA